CCUUUAUAGCCCACUCUUCUCCUUUACUCCGUCACAAGAUCUCCUGUGAACAGCAGGGAACGAUGGAGACAUCUCAGCUGCUCCUUCUGCUCUGUGUGUGGGCGCUCAGCAGCCUGUCCCUGCAAUCAGAGGUGAUUGAACAGUGCCCAGAUAGGAUUGUGGGUAAUGAGAGGAGACGAACAUGCCCUAAAAAGUGCCAGGAAGACAAUGAUUGUGGCAACAAGCGCCAGUGUUUAUGUGAUGGGCCAUGCGGACUCAGCUGCGUGGCUCCAGGUCGGACAUGUCCAUGGCCUCUUCCCGCCGGUGAGCACUUCGAUGUGGCUCUCCUCUCUCCAUCUCCCUCUUUCUCUGCUCUUCUAGAAGUGCGCUGUCAUCCUGGUUACACCAUGGCCAAUGGCCUGGAUGUUACUAUCCGCCGGUGCCAAGGUGACCGACAGUGGAGUGAUGAUGAUCCUGUGUGUACAGGUAGAAAUGCUGAAACAGAGCCUGAAUCUAAACUGUCUUGCCCUUUGCCUGAUCAUGAGCUGCUGUUGAUUCAUGGCAGUGCUGCUGUAGGCUCCACCGUACAGUACCAGUGUGCUCCUGGAUCUGUGCUGGUUGGAAACAGUGAAAAUUUUUGUCACAAGGACCAGACGUGGCGUUACCCACACCCCAUCUGUCAACGUGUGUUUUGUCCUCCAGCACAGGAAGUCAAUCACGGCUACUUGGUGGCCGUGCAGAAAUCUGAAUAUAACGUGGGUGAUGCCGUCUAUUACCUUUGCAAAAAGACCUUCCUACUGGAUGGGCCUAAACAAGUUACUUGUCAGUUAGAUGGCACAUGGAGCGCAAUACCUUCCUGCCGAGCUCGCUGUCCAAUCCCUGCACAGCGCAGCAGAGUGAUAGUGGGCGGGGUUAAGAGCUGGCCCUAUGACUUGGCCAAUGGGAUGGUCACUCAUGGCGAGAAUGUAACAUUCUUUUGCAAGCAUCCACAAAAGUUUUGCAGUUUCACAGCUACAGAGACCUGCUUUGAUGGACUGCUCUCUGCACCCAGCUGCUACCUUGACCCCACCUGGUUGCAGUAUACACUCUACCCUCACCGGCUGGUAUCAGAGAUUAAUCCAUGUGAUCCUGCUGACGUGGACUCCACCUCUGAAUGAAGUUCCCUUUCUGGCCCCGAUUCUAACUAGAUGCCACUUCGCCACACAGGACUCACACUUCUUGUUAUCUGUUUCACCAAUUCUAAGAUGUAGAUAGUUUUACACAUUUUGCAUGCAGAGGAAUUUAAUAACCCUUAGCCGUUUCACUAUGCUGUGCUUCAUACAGGAGCAAAGGUCAGGAAAGGUCAGGUAAUCAGAAUGCUGUUUAGGGUUUAGGGAAUACAGUUCAUAGUUCACCCACAGGGAGAUAAACAGAACUUAUGGAACCAUUCAGAUCAUUUAGAUUAAAUAUGGAAUAUAUUCAGUUGAAAGAUAAAAGAAAAAUAAGCAUAUAGAUAUAGCACAUUCAUAAUUGAAUUUGUAUUUGUGAGUUUUUUUUUUUUUUUUUUUAAUUUAGCAGGUCAUUCACUUUAUUCUAUAUUUCUCGGACAAGGUUAGCUUAAACUGAAUGGUUGAAAUAUAAGUAUGUUGUAUAUUAGCUGCUGUGUUCUUGUUUUAUAAACAUUACAAUUGCUAAAUAUAUGUCAAGUGAGUGCCAAACUCACUUUUUCAAAACGUUUCUUACCUCUGUCUGUACAAGCACAAGGCUUAGCGCAACAGUUCAUUUCAUGACUAAAAUGCACUACAAUGUUGCAUGUUUUAACACCACAUACACUUUAUAAUAAAUUCUUAAAAAAAAAACACUGAGCAGUACUUCUCUUCUAAUAAAAUCAUGCAGAUAGAGGUCAAGGGCUUCAGUUAAUGUUCAAAUCAAACAUCAGAAUGGGGAAAUAGUGUGAUCUCUGUGACUUUAACCAUGGUAUGUUUGUUGGUAACUGGGCUGGUUUGAGUAUUUCAGAAACUGCUGAUCUGCUGGGAAUAUCACGAACAACAGUCUUUAGAGUUUACACAGAAUGGUGGGAAAAACAAAAAAGAUCCCGUGAGUGACAGUUCUGUGUGUGGAAACGCCUUGUUGAUAAGAGGUCAGAGGAAAAUGGCCAGAUUGGUUCAAGCUGCAAGGAAGAAUAUAGUAUAAUCUCGCCCAAAUUGGAGAGUUGAAGAUUAGAAAAAAAAAACACCUGGGCUUUUUCCAGUCUUCAACUGUCCAGUCUUCAACUGUCCAGUCACACAUGUUUUUUGUUUUUUUGCACCAUUCUCUCUAAACUCUAGACUGUCGUGUGUGAAGUUCCCAGGAGAUCAGCGGUUUCUGAAAUAUUCAAACCAGCCCAUCUGGCACCAGCAACCAUGCCAUGGUUAAAGCCACAGAGAUCAUGUUUCUUCUUCAUUCUGAUGUUUGAUUUGAACAUUAAUUGGCUGAGUGGAUAACUGCAUAAAUGAGCAGGGAUACAGGUGUUCCUAAUAAAGUGGAUGUUGAGUGUAUAUUGAUGACAUAAUAACUUUUUAUUCUUUAAUUUGCUUUGUAUGUUAAUGGAUGAUUUCCCCUUCCUUGGUAGUGUAAGCAAUUAUUUUUUUAAAAUUUUUGAUUACAAACAGAAUGACACAUCGUGCUGUACACAACAUACCAGCAGAUUCAAACAGUUAUAAAUCAAAUCAAAAAUGCUAAAAACAAAAACAAACAUUUUGUAGCAGAAAAAAGGAAUGUAAAUCACUGUGUGACUGCAUGACGAUAGUGAAGUGCCAUCUUGUCCCAUGCAAAUAUAUGCAUGUUUUUUUUAUCUGCGUUUUUUUUUUUUCAUCUUUAGCCACUCUGUAUCAUAUGUGCUGAUUCAGGAUUUGUGGAAUGAUAUUCCUGCACAUAUGGUGCUGCUGGUAGGUCUCUGACUUUCUGGCCCUUUUUAGGCUUUCGAUUUUAUUCAACACACUGUUUGUUACUUAACUGCUUUUAACUGUGAUCAACAUGACUAUCCAACUGCCUAUCCAUUUGGCUUUGAACUUAAAUGAACUUGAACUUGGAUGAACUUGAAAUGGCUUUUAUAACAAAGUAUUUAAACAUUUGCAAAUUAGGCUGUAGAGAUACACAAUUUUGCUGAUUGUAGAUAACAAGUGAAAGAUAUAUGCAAGAAUACUGAAGACUGUGUACACUAAAUAAAAUUUGUGUCAAAACAAUAAAGUUUUUCAGAGUUUUCAGUUUGGUCCACAUAGUGCAUUGUGGUGCUAACUGAAUGAAAAGUGAAACUGGUAAUGACUAAUACUUGAUAGCAACUGUAUUUUUUUUCUUAACAAACAGUUUGAAUAUUGCUUUGUUAAGAAAAACUAUGGACUAGGACUAACUGAAAAACUAGGACUAUUGUUUUAUUAUUGUGAUUUUUUCCCCUUUAAUUUUUUUCACAUACUUUACUUUGUUUAUCAGUCAGUAAAGCUAUAAGAAAUCUCGUAUGUUCUGUUUCUAAAAUUCAGUGGGAUUGCAAAACACCACGAGUGGAAAGAAAUAAAAGAGCAAGCCAGCUGGGACGAAGUUGACUUAUAUCUGGGGCAAGGAUGCAGUGUAUUGAGCAAAGUUUAUCAGAGGCCAAAUUGCACAUCAGCUGCUUUGGCUUGUUUGAGAAAUGUAUUUGUUUUGCCUGGAUUAUUUCACAAUAAAGCAGCAACAGGAAAGUUCUGAUUUGUAUUUGUUAUUAAUGAUUAUACCAUCAGCGCUGUUAAAUUCUCAAUUUUGAUUGGUCAGAAGAUGCUAAUAAAUUUUUAGCUUGGAUUAGUUUAUUUAACAUUUAUGGAAGGAGUCUUAGGUGUCAGUGCUUUGUAACGGUCAGUUAGUUUCUGCCAUGGG
Molecule: messenger RNA, 3843 nt
Organism: Pangasianodon hypophthalmus (striped catfish)
Lineage: Eukaryota; Metazoa; Chordata; Actinopteri; Siluriformes; Pangasiidae
Gene: ntd5
Product: ntl-dependent gene 5
Exons: 8
Coding region: 63-1136 (357 amino acids)
Cellular component (GO): extracellular region
Molecular function (GO): peptidase inhibitor activity
Source: RefSeq, a predicted model, not a curated record